CUGUCGAUUUGUAUUCACCACUGGACCGAGGUCGACACCGUCAACUGCCCUGGUUCGUCGCCGCGAGGAGCCAUGUUCUACACAACAACCCCCAGUGCCCUUCGGGCAGCUCGGGGCAGGACAUGGGUAUCAAUAUCCAACUGUGCCGGCUUCCAAAGCAGGACGCUCUCGGCGGCUGCAACAGGACACAAAGCUUCCCAAAUCAUUACCUUUGUGAAAACAAAAAACAAACAGAUCGAUGAUACCCUCGAGGCCUUUCGGGAAAAAUUCAUUCUACCGACGUACCUGACCGCGGAGGAGCAGAGGAAGAUGCACAGCAUCAAGUGGAAAGAGAAGCUGCAGCGCGAUCCGCUUAGGCUGGAGAUUGACGAUGUGGUACACAAGUUCUACUAUACCGAUCCUGUGAACGAUUACCCCAACACGAUGAAAACCGUCAGGGACAUCGUCAAUUCCUGGGAGGAUAGGCCAACCUUCUUUCAGAACCUCCGGCCAUUGCUCCACGGCGUCAAGCGGUCAGGUCGCAAAUUAGAGGCCACGUUCAUCCCCAAGCUGAUCCGGAGAGCGUGUGUGGCAGGCCGCCUCGACAUCGCGAUAGAGUGUGUACGGCACGUCGAGGACACAAACCUCAAGCUGAUCCUGCACGAGUCGGUCGCCGAACUGUGUGGCUUCAUCCAAAAAUACGCCGUCGACAGCCGAUGGAAACAGAGCAGGAUCGAGGGCGCACUCACGAGGUUACAGAUGGUCUUUGAACUACUCGAAUUCAACAAGAAACAUCAGCCCAAGCCCAACACGGCGGGUCGAUAUCCGUUCCACCGGGAUCCGCAAUUCCUAGCCGGGCGGCUGCACAUGUGUGCGUCCCGAGCCGUGUUCCAUAGGGGGGGGCAAGACCGGAGCGGGAAGGUGACAAAGUACGCCGAGGAGCUGAUGCAGCUGUGGCCCGAAGGCGCUGGUCUCCUCGAUCUUCAGCCGGAUUCUGCGUACCAUGAUGACCUCAAGAUGCGUUAUCUGCUCAACCGGAACAACUAUCUCUGGUAUGCCUCGCCUAUCCUGCACGGCUUGACGCUGGCCGCUCAAGUGGUCGAUCCCGGGUUGGCAAUGCAGCUGCAGAAUCGGGCCGACGCAGUCGAGGCUGAGGUAAAAGCCGCGCUCGCCCACGAAAGUAUCAAGGGGGGGAGAGGCGAGCUCAUGUACAAUCAGAUAUUCAACCCCCAGGAGGAGGAGGAGGAGGAGGCGUAGCCAGGUCCUGCAGGGUAUUGAAUGUUGCAGUUGAUGUACAUUAUACAUAUAGAUAUCUAUCUGUAAGAAUAUUGGCAAUGCUGGCUGGCUAUGGCAGGACGAUGUACUUUUGCAGGUGCUCAGGGAUGGCCGACAGCAGCUUCUUCGACUCGAGCCAUUUCCUUGAGAAUAACCUGUCAGCAUAUCGGUACGCCCCGUCGGCGAGGAUCGUCACAACAGUGUGGCCUUUGCCCAGCUUCUCUGC
Molecule: messenger RNA, 1480 nt
Organism: Canariomyces notabilis
Lineage: Eukaryota; Fungi; Ascomycota; Sordariomycetes; Sordariales; Chaetomiaceae
Exons: 2
Coding region: 73-1236 (387 amino acids)
Source: RefSeq, a predicted model, not a curated record